CAGGAAUGUGAGAGAGAGAGGGCAGAUAGAGGGUAUAAGAGAGGGAACACAAGACUUGAGUAGAAAAGCGAGGGAGACUGUAGAGAGACAGGGACAAACAGCAGAGCCAGCCAUGGAGAGCACCAUUGUACCAGACACCACUUCCCAUAUCCCCCCAAAGAAUAAUGUGACCAUCAGCAACCCAGCCGAUAUCUCCGUCAUUGUGGGAUACUUUGUCAUCGUCAUUGGAGUGGGCUUGUGGUCCAUGCGUAGAGCCAACAGAGGGACGGUAGGUGGGUAUUUUCUGGCUGGAAGAAGCAUGUCUUGGGGUCCGGUUGGUGCCUCACUCUUCGCCAGUAACAUAGGCAGUGGGCAUUUUGUAGGACUGGCAGGUACCGGAGCAGCUAGUGGCAUUGCUGUGGCUGGAUUUGAGUGGAAUGCUUUGUUUGUGGUCCUGGUUCUGGGUUGGAUUUUUGUCCCAGUCUAUCUGACAGCAGAGGUUGUGACCAUGCCAGAGUACCUGAAGAAGCGCUUUGGUGGGCAGAGGAUCCAGAUGUACCUGUCUGUGCUGUCUCUGGUCAUGUACAUCUUCACCAAGAUCUCUGUCGAUAUGUUCUCAGGAGCGGUUUUCAUCCAACUUGCAUUGGGCUGGAAUAUUUAUUUGUCUGUCAUUGCCUUGUUGGUUAUAACAACAAUAUAUACAGUGACGGGGGGCCUUGCUGCACUCAUGUACACAGAUACAGUACAGACUUUUGUCAUCAUUGGAGGGGCCUGUGUGCUGACUGGAUAUGCAUUCGAAGCUGUGGGGGGUUAUGAUGCCCUCAUGGAGAAAUACAUGAAGGCCGUGCCAACCGUGCUGGGCAAUGUGUCGGAAUCAUGUGCAGCACCUCGUGCCGAUUCACUCCAUCUAUUACGGGAUCCUAUAUCUGGGGACCUUCCCUGGCCGGCCUUGAUCCUAGGACUGACCAUUGUCUCCACUUGGUAUUGGUGCAGUGACCAGGUCAUUGUGCAACGGUGCCUGGCUGCCCGCUCCAUCACCCACGUUAAGCUGGGCUGUGUGCUGUGCGGGUAUAUGAAGAUCCUACCCAUGUUCCUCAUGGUUAUGCCGGGGAUGAUCAGCAGGGUCCUCUUCACAGAGGAGGUGGCCUGUGUGGAGCCCUCACGUUGUCUGGCUGCUUGUGGCACUAAGAUUGGAUGUUCCAACAUUGCCUACCCAAAGCUGGUCAUAGAGCUGAUGCCAAAUGGUCUCCGUGGCCUCAUGCUGGCUGUAAUGCUGGCCGCACUCAUGAGCAGCCUGGCAUCUAUAUUCAAUAGCAGCGGGACCCUCUUCACUAUGGACAUCUGGAGGAGGAUGAGACCCCAGGCAGUAGAGAAGGAGCUGCUGUUGGUGGGAAGGGUGUGGACAGUGUGUCUCGUGGCGCUGAGUAUCGCGUGGAUCCCAGUGGUUCAGGCUGCACAAGGGGGGCAGCUCUUUGAUUAUAUUCAGUCGGUAGCAAGUUUCCUGGCUCCACCCAUCGCCGCUGUUUAUUUUCUUGCGCUGUUUGUGAAGAGAGUCAAUGAGCCGGGCGCAUUCUGGGGACUGGUUGGUGGCCUGUUCCUGGGCUUGUGCCGUAUGGUGCCUGAGUUUGCCUUUGGAUCUGGAAGCUGCUCCGCUCCAAGCUCCUGCCCAACGAUAAUCUGUGGGGUUCACUAUCUCUAUUUUGCGAUCAUUCUCUUCUUGUGUUCUGGAGCCAUCGUGAUCAUCGUAUCCUUGUGCACCCCUCCAAUUUCGGAAAGAAAGCUCCAUCGCUUGGUCUAUAGUCUCCGGCACAGCCAGGAGCCACGGGAAGAAAUGGAGGAGACAGGGGUCAGCGACCCUCAGUCCCAGGAGAAGCAGGUAUCCGAUCUGCCAGAUAUCCGAGAGGACCCCAAGUACGCCCGUCUGGUGAAUAUCAACGCCCUCAUUAUGAUGUCCUGCGCAAUCUUCUUGUGGGCAUACUUUGCAUGAAACUCCAGGGGGGGUAUUUGUAAUAUAUUAAUUGCAUUUAAUAAACUGUGUUUUAUUUAAAGAA
Molecule: messenger RNA, 2030 nt
Organism: Xenopus laevis (African clawed frog)
Lineage: Eukaryota; Metazoa; Chordata; Amphibia; Anura; Pipidae
Gene: slc5a2.L
Product: solute carrier family 5 (sodium/glucose cotransporter), member 2 L homeolog
Exons: 15
Coding region: 113-1966 (617 amino acids)
Biological process (GO): transmembrane transport; D-glucose transmembrane transport; sodium ion transport
Cellular component (GO): membrane; plasma membrane; apical plasma membrane
Molecular function (GO): transmembrane transporter activity; D-glucose:sodium symporter activity
Source: RefSeq, marked provisional